Messenger RNA from Enterobius vermicularis (human pinworm), 1149 nucleotides. The record is from the annotation of a GenBank genome assembly. NCBI's taxonomy places the organism in Eukaryota, Metazoa, Nematoda, Chromadorea, Rhabditida, Oxyuridae.
AUGAAUAGUGAACAGUUACAAGAUUGGUUAACAGUGGUAAAUGAACAGUUCAAAAUUGGUGAAAAAGCUGUGAAAGAUAUUGACAAAGAAGUGCAGAAUUCUCAUUAUCUUGUUAAUUUCUUAUAUUCUAGUUAUUCUGAUGUUAAUAAAACACAACCUGUUCUUGCCCAAGUUUUGGCAUCUUAUUAUCGUGGAGGAAUUCUGAGGUAUUUUGCUUUGCAGUUUUUACCUUCUCUGAUACAUGUUUACUUGACGGUUCUGGCAAAACGGCAAAAAAAAUCUAUAUCUAUGCUUGAAACUUUUUUGAUGGCUGUCUAUAAUGAGGAAAUAUUAGAUAAAAAUGUCGAUGGAAUUGAGAAACGUGUUGAACAGGUACGAAUACCAUCCCUACGUUACCCUAGUGUGUAUCAUGAUCCUAAGAGGUUGAAUGUGGGCCCAGAGGUGCUACAACUUAGGAAUACAUCUCCUGCUUUUGUACAGAAAACAAUUCGUAUUGGUCCUUACGAUACCGUUGAAAAAAUGACUGCUGAAAAUCGUUACACAGUUUUAACUCGGCUUUUGAAAUCGGUUAAUGGGUGUUUACGUAAUCUCCCAGAAGAUGUAGCUUGUCGUUAUUUAUGUUCAAGCAUAGAUGUUAUAUGCCAUAGCGGUUUUUCUUUUGGAGAAAGUGAAUUUGUGUCUCGCAUAAUGAACGACACCUUUGUCGAACUUAAACAAGACUACUCACGGAAGCCGAGGAUCCGGUUGUCGCCAGAAUUUCUUUUGGAAGCACUCAAUGGUGUUUAUUUUUCACUUUUUAAUGGAUGUUUCGAAAUAAAAGUGAUGGCUUUGCGGGUUAUAGAUGCUAUUCAUCAAAGAGCGGUUUACGAAUUGUUCGCUGAUGUUACUUUGGUGACGAACAGUGUCCGUAGUUCCUUAUUAGAGAAGAGCUUUUUCCAAAAUGAAGAAAUCGCAGCUAUAAAAAGAUCCAGUUUUGCAGCUGUAGGAGGUAGAAAGCGCAGCGAUUUGGUGACCAAUGCUUCACUUCGGCUUAAAAGGAUGCCUGAAGAUAUUGUGGUAACUGCGGAUGAUGAGGAAGUUCACAUGUCGCACAAAAGGGAUUCCUUUUCUGAAAGUCAGAACAAAAUUUACGUCAUAUGGAUAGUUUAG